Molecule: messenger RNA, 1722 nt
Organism: Labrus bergylta (ballan wrasse)
Lineage: Eukaryota; Metazoa; Chordata; Actinopteri; Labriformes; Labridae
Gene: rab15
Product: RAB15, member RAS oncogene family
Biological process (GO): Rab protein signal transduction
Molecular function (GO): GTP binding; GTPase activity
Source: RefSeq, a predicted model, not a curated record
UUAACUAUGGCUUGAUGAUGGCUCACCGCACCCACUAGAAGCUGGAGGCUACCUGAGCAGCUGGAGCAUCCCUGUAUUGUUACCCCACCGAGCCAGCCUCAGUGGACAAUAAGUCGCAGAGCCACAGCCUCAUGUUUACAGUCUGAGCAGACAUGGGAUUCGGGUGGGGAGAGACUUCUCGUCCAUCGCUGAGUUAGCUGACUGGAAGCUUUUUUUUAAUUUAUUUUUUUCAUGUUAUUUGUUUUUAAUUCAACACUACAUCCAGCACCAUGGCUAAGCAGUACGAUGUGCUCUUCCGACUCCUGCUUCUCGGAGAUUCUGGGGUUGGGAAAACAUGUUUGCUCUGCAGAUUCACGGACAACGAAUUUCACCCGUCUCACAUCUCCACUAUCGGAGUCGACUUCAAAAUGAAAACAUUACUAAUAGAUGGUAUCAAAGUUCGGAUACAGAUAUGGGACACUGCGGGCCAAGAAAGAUACCAAACCAUCACUAAGCAGUACUACAGACGAGCACAGGGAAUCUUCCUGGUGUACGAUAUCACGAGUGAGCGAUCCUUCCAGCACAUCAUGAAGUGGGCCAGUGAUGUGGAUGAGUACGCCCCUGACAAGGUGCAGAAGAUCCUCGUAGGGAACAAGUCAGAUGAGGUGGACAAGAGGCAGGUGGCCACCGAGCAAGGACUCAAGCUGGCCAAGGCUUAUGGAAUGGACUUCUUUGAGACAAGUGCCUUCACGAACCAUAAUAUAACAGAGACUUUCACCCGAUUGGCUGAACAGGUGCUGGCCGCCAAUAAAAAGGACCUGGAUCUCCUCCGGAUGACUAUGAACGACGAGAUUAAUCUUGCUGCUCUGGAGGAAGAGGAAGGACUCUGUGACGGCGCGGCGGGCGACCAGGGCAAAGCCUGCUGGUGUUAAAGAAAAGAGUUUAGGUUAAUUACUUGUUAUCACCAGACUCUGUGCGCACACACACACACACUGGGCAAACUUUGUCUCCUUUUUGUCAUUCUCAGAAAUAAAAAAGGGAAACAUUUUUUCUGCAAUAUUGAAGCCAGCUCUGUCCUUCUGUCUUUCAUGUAUCAAGGUGAAACUGCCUUUAUGUAUACGCUGUUUGAAAGCAGUUUGAAGGACAAAGAUGGAGACAUCUUGCCACAAAGUUUAUAAAGUGUACAGUGAAGUUACAAUCUGAUUGUGAAGGUUUAUCUCAGAGGGACAGAGCUUUCAUUGUCUGAGUGUGUUUUUUUUUUUUUUGUGAAACAAGAUGCAAACUAUCCAUUUGAAAAUCAGAAACCGACAUACAGUUUGAAAAGGAGAGCUGGAAUAUAAGACUUUCCCAUCUUUUCUUACAGACUUUGUACUGUUUCCUGACAUCGAACAUAAGGAAUGAAAUAGAGAUGUGCAACACUGACCUGAGACUUUUCAAAAUGUUGUGUUUCACAAUUGUGUUCAGAGUGAUCAUCGGGCUGAGUGCCUUGAAAAUCAAAAAUAUAUCUGAUAACAUUUGGCCUUCAAUCGCCCCUUUUGUGAUUUCCUUUCUGUGGGCAGGGAGCACUGCUGCACAUACAGCAAUUGUCAUUAAAUGCAGUAGAUGUGUAGUAAGAUUUUGACCACAAGAGGGUGCUAUAUGCAUUGCAAAAGCGGCACAAACAAUGCUACUUCACUGUACAUGUUUUGUUUAUUUUUUAUUUUUUUGCACCUGCAGUUGCGACUUUAAAUAUGAAAAAAAUGA